Messenger RNA from Lampris incognitus (smalleye Pacific opah), 1998 nucleotides. Its product is annotated as non-homologous end joining factor IFFO1-like. The coding region runs from base 1 to 1998 and encodes 665 amino acids. Lineage: Eukaryota; Metazoa; Chordata; Actinopteri; Lampriformes; Lampridae. The transcript has 9 exons. The record is from RefSeq and is a predicted model, not a curated record.
AUGCCGGAUCUCGACCACUUCAGGUUUUCCUACUCCAGAAUGAAUCCGCUACUGGGAGAGAGCGCCUUGCUGGCCCAGCAGCAGCAGCACCACAUGCCGGGUCAGGUGGAGCCCGCGGCACCGGGCCUGGACCCAGAGCCGGGCCAUGUCCUGGGCGACUACGCCGGGCUCGGGUUCGGGUUCGGCGCGGACGGGAUGCCCGGGCUCGCGCACCUCCACCUGAACCAGCCGCUCCACCGCGCUCCGCCGGCGGCCAUGGCGCUGCGCAACGACCUGGGCUCCAACAUCAGCGUCCUCAAGACGCUGAACCUGCGGUUCCGCUGCUUCCUGGCCAAGGUCCACGAACUGGAGCGGCGCAACAAGGCGCUGGAGAAACAACUGCAGCAGGCCCUGGACAGCAACGAGGAGCACGGCGGCGAGAAGAGCCACCUCAGAAAGCCGCUGACCAAAGAGGUCGCGGUGCAGACCGGUUUCGUUGGGCCGAUCCCAGUAAGGCCCUGCCUCGUCCCGCUCCAAAACGCAAACAAUAACAACAACCCGGCCUACCUGCCCGGAGACCUGCUGUCUCCGACCAUAAACCCGCCCGGGACACUGGACUCCGACGGCACCAAAUAUUUCAUCGACAACAGUUUCAACCCGACGAUCUCCACCGACUCCAAUUCCAACCUCACCGCCUCCAUCCAGACCUAUAGUCCGGCUCUGAGUCCGCUGGCAGAGCCGUCCAGAACCAUCAACAACAUCAACGAGAGAUACGUCAGCUGCGGGACCGGGACGUCCAGCACCAACCAGCCGCCUCCCCGGUUCCUCCCCGGGACCAUCUGGUCCUACAGCCACAGCCGCCGGCUCGGUGCCGGGAUGGAGGCGCGCGUAACGGGGCCCGGGAUGUCCUGGACGCACCCGGACGGGGUCGGGGUUCAAAUCGACACCAUCACACCCGAGAUCCGGGCUCUGUACAACGUGCUGGCCAAAGUCAAGAGAGAACGAGAUGAAUACAAGAGAAGAUGGAUGGAAGAGUACACCGCCAGGAUGGACCUGCAGGAGAAAGUAGCUGAACUGGAGGAGGACCUCCAGGAGAGUGAGGUGUGUCAGGAUGAGCUGGCUCUCAGGGUCAAACAGCUGAAAGCGGAGCUCGUUCUCUUCAAAGGACUCAUGAGCAACAACCUGUCGGAGUUGGACAGUAAGAUCCAGGAGAAAGCCAUGAAGGUGGACAUGGACAUCUGCCGUCGUAUCGACAUCACCGCCCGCCUCUGUGAUGUGGCCCAGCAGAGGAACUGUGAGGACAUGAUACACAUCUUCCAGGUGGCCACGCCUCCCUCGACUCUAACACGGCGGGCUAGAAAGCAGAGCGCCCAAUCAAUGAAAGGUGUGGAUGGGGACGAACCAAUCAGCAUGUCCGACAGCGAGGGGGGCGGGACUAAAGACGAGGAGUCACGCAGCACGUCGGCCAGUCAGAUCAAUGAGGAGAUGCAGAGGAUGCUGAAUCACCUUAGGGAGUGUGAGUUUGAGGAUGACUGUGACAGUCUGGCCUGGGAGGAGACAGAGGAGACGCUGCUGCUCUGGGAGGACUUCCCAGGGUACACUCUGGGAGUAGACACACAGGGGGAGCAGCAGGAGGAGUCAAUAGAGAAGGUGAUCAAAGACACGGAGUCUCUGUUUAAAUCCAGAGAGAAGGAGUACCAGGAGACCAUCGAUCAGAUAGAGUUGGAGCUGGCCACAGCGAAGAGUGACAUGAACCGUCACCUGCAUGAAUACAUGGAGAUGUGUUCUAUGAAGAGAGGACUCGACGUCCAGAUGGAGACAUGCAGAAGACUCAUUACACAGAGUGGAGACAGGAAGUCUGCCUCUCUCAUCAGUUUGACGGUGGAGGACUCGGACGGCGAGGAGAAAGACAGGAAGAAGCCGGCUCUCACUGCAGAGACAGAAUGUUAUGACGCUCAUGUGAAUGCUAACCAUAACGCUAAUCCUGCCAUUCCUCCUCUAGCCUGGAGGAAACUCUGA